AUUUAAGUAACAGAGAAGGGUUGUUUGUUUGCACGAAUAUUAUUAAGAACGGAUCACGCUUGUAGCUGUUAUUAUUUUUCUGAACACAUUUCGUCAACUUUCUCGCUCGUUCUCAUGCCCGCUGCGCCGGAAUGCAGGCUGUCCAAUCAUGGCCGGAUCAUGAAAUGUGUGACUUUUUUACUUUUGCUCCCUGAAACGUUAAAGAAGUUGAAGCGGGCAAGCAAGCACCCCGGCAGGCUGUCUGUGUGCUAUAACAUCUUAACUCUUUCCCUGAAGAAGAGGAUGGCGGCGGAACUGUACCCGGUCAGCGAUCACGCCACACUGCAGAAGAGCGGCGCCGUGAUGCUGAGUUUGCCGGAGAAGAAGCGGAGCGUGGAGCCGGUAUCACAGACCACCGCGUCCAUCGCCACCACACCGACCACCGAGCAAAACAUCAACAACAACAACGUGGAGAUUCCCAGCUGGCACUCCGCGCACCCGACAUUACGCGAAAGAAAUGCACUGAUGUUCAAUAAUGAACAAAUGGCAGAUGUCCAUUUCAUUGUUGGACCUCCUGGUGAAUCUCAAAGGGUCCCGGCACACAAGUACGUGCUGGCAGUGGGAAGCUCUGUAUUCUGUGCCAUGUUUUACGGGGAUCUCGCAGAAGGGGACUCUGAUAUCCAUAUUCCAGAUGUGGAACCCGCUGCUUUUCUCAUCCUGCUCAAAUACAUGUACAGUGAUGAGAUAGAGCUGGCACCGGACACAGUUUUGGCUACACUCUAUGCUGCAAAGAAAUACCUGGUAUCUGCUCUGGCUCGUGCAUGUGUGGGUUUCCUCGAGACGAGUCUGGAGGCGCGAAAUGCAUGCGUUCUGCUAUCUCAGAGUCGUCUGUUUGAGGAGCCGGAGCUCACACAGAGAUGCUGGGAGGUGAUUGACGCCCAGGCAGAGCUCGCACUGCGCUCUGAAGGCUUCUCUGAGAUUGACCUGCCAACACUGGAGAGCAUCUUGCAAAGGGAAACCCUGAAUGUGAAGGAGUCUGUGGUGUUCCAGGCCGUCCUGGGAUGGGCCGAUGCAGAAUGUCGGAGACAAGGUGUAAGCCCUACCUCGCAGAACCAGCGCUCUGUGUUGGGAAAAGCGUUGCACCUUGUGCGCCUGCCUUCCAUGACACUCCAGGAGUUUGCAGACGGAGCCGCGCAGGUGGACAUUUUAACCCUUGAGGAAACACACAGCAUCUUUUUGUGGUACACAGCAGCUACAAAACCUUCAUUGGGAUUCCCGGUUAAUGCCAGAAAGGGUCUGACGGCGCAACGCUGCCACCGCUUCCAAUCCUCUGCCUACCGAAGCAACCAGUGGCGCUACCGUGGACGCUGUGACAGCAUCCAGUUCGCUGUGGACAAGCGCGUGUUUAUUGCUGGACUUGGCCUGUAUGGCUCCAGCGGAGGGAAAGCGGAAUAUAGUGUGAGAAUUGAACUAAAGAGACAGGGAGUGCUUCUGGCACAAAACUUGACCAAAUUUGUGUCAGACGGCUCUAGCUCAACAUUCCCAGUGUGGUUCGAGCACCCUGUACAGGUUGAGCAGGAUGCCUUCUACACCGUUAGCGCCGUUCUAGAUGGGAGUGAGCUAAGCUACUUUGGACAAGAGGGAAUGACAGAAGUGCAGUGUGGGAAAGUGACCUUCCAGUUUCAGUGUUCCUCUGACAGUACUAAUGGGACAGGGGUGCAAGGGGGACAGAUUCCAGAACUGAUUUUUUAUGCAUGAGUACUUGGACUGAUCCAUUAAUGAAGAGAGAGUAGGGGGGUUCCCCUCUCAAAUAAAUGCCUUUACUCACAAUUUAGCUGCAAGACACAACAGAUGGAGGACAUGCGACACCCUCUGAUAUGAUUCUUUUUUUUUUUUGUCUCACAUGUAAUGGUAUGCUCCCCAAUGUUAUUUAUUUCGUAGAACAUUAUUUUAAAAACACACUUUAAUUUAAACAUAUUAUAUUUCUAAUUAUUCAUAACCUGCCUUAGUACAUUAGUCAAUGGGCAGUUUGCACUUGAAACUAGGCAGCUUUUACUCUGUCUUAUUUAAUUGAUCAUUUGUUGACAGCUUGAUGCUGAGAAAAGGGUUUCAAGAGCCUGAAAAAAUAUAAACAUGUUGUUUCUAUUCAUCAAA
Molecule: messenger RNA, 2133 nt
Organism: Danio rerio (zebrafish)
Lineage: Eukaryota; Metazoa; Chordata; Actinopteri; Cypriniformes; Danionidae
Gene: btbd6a
Product: BTB domain containing 6a
Cellular component (GO): cytoplasm; nucleus
Source: RefSeq, marked validated